Messenger RNA from Cavia porcellus (domestic guinea pig), 9368 nucleotides. It is a transcript of the gene Robo2, whose product is annotated as roundabout guidance receptor 2. Gene Ontology annotation, biological process: cell-cell adhesion. Lineage: Eukaryota; Metazoa; Chordata; Mammalia; Rodentia; Caviidae. Gene Ontology annotation, molecular function: protein binding. Bases 938 to 5485 code for a protein of 1515 amino acids. The transcript is spliced from 29 exons. The record is from RefSeq and is a predicted model, not a curated record.
CGCGCCGUGCGGGAGGAGGCGGGCGCUCCGCUGCGGGCCGCGGCGGCUUCUGCCGGCUGCACCGCGCGCUUGGACUCCCGGAGCCGGGUCCAGGGCUCCCUCGCCCGCGCCUCGCUCCUCCGCAGCCGGGGUGCCAGAGCGCUCCGAGGGGUGGCGCAGCCUCAGCCCGCCCCUCCCUCCACCCCCGCUCUCCUGCUUCUCUCCCUGCCUCCCUCCCCGCUGCCUCACCACGUAGGAGUUCAGAUUCUCCACCCGACUCGUCCUGAUUUCCCUUUUCCUCUCUUUUGGAAACCAGAGAGGUGGAGGGAGGCGACGAGGCUGCAAAGGAGAGGCCCGCCUGCAAAGUGUUGCUUUGACACAUCCGUGUGAUGGAAGUUAAGUGAAAAACAAAAACAAAAACCAAAAAGCAAAAAGCAAAACAACAACAACAACAAAAACCAAAAAAACUCCGGGACGUGUUGCUGCUACAGAGAGGAGACGGGAAAGAAAAGCAGUAGGCAGGCCAAGGGUUUUUCGGCAGCGCGCUGGCAAGUUUGUGGAAUACUUUCUAGGAAUUAGGUCUUUUUCCUCCCCCUUCAUCUUCUUGACUUCUGAAGAAAGAACUUGGCUUUGGAUUGCAAUGGAGCCUAAGGAGAGAGGGUUAGACACACUUGAAUAAUCCCUCCGCCUGGGGUGAAUUUGUGGGAAUUUAGGAAGCCAGAGUGGAAAUACAGCAGCCUUUGAAGUACCCUCCGUUAAUUUGGAUGGAUCUAAAUGUGUCCUAUUCAAGACCUCUUCACCAACCCCUUCUGAACUUGCGAUGAUAUGCUCUUCUUGACUAAUUAGUGUCUAGGAAAGUCUAAACUUUGGAACUACCUCUUUUUUUGAUACUUAUUUUUGUAGUUUGCUCUCUGGGAUUGGUUUCUUAAACAAUCUGGAUCCUUUUUAAUAUGUCAAAAUGAGUCUGCUGAUGUUUACACCACUACUGCUCUGUGGAUUUUUAUAUGUUCGGGUUGAUGGAUCUCGGCUUCGCCAGGAAGACUUUCCCCCACGGAUUGUGGAGCACCCUUCGGAUGUGAUUGUCUCGAAGGGCGAGCCCACCACCCUGAACUGUAAGGCGGAGGGCCGGCCCACGCCCACCAUUGAGUGGUACAAGGAUGGAGAGCGGGUGGAGACCGACAAGGACGACCCCCGGUCCCACAGGAUGCUCCUGCCCAGCGGAUCCUUAUUCUUCCUGCGCAUUGUGCACGGGCGCCGAAGUAAACCUGACGAAGGCAGCUACGUUUGUGUUGCCAGGAACUAUCUUGGUGAAGCAGUGAGUCGAAAUGCUUCUCUGGAAGUGGCAUUGUUGCGAGAUGACUUCCGGCAAAACCCCACUGACGUGGUAGUGGCAGCUGGAGAGCCUGCUAUCUUGGAGUGCCAGCCCCCACGGGGACACCCCGAACCCACCAUCUACUGGAAAAAAGACAAAGUGCGAAUUGAUGACAAAGAAGAAAGAAUAAGUAUUCGUGGUGGGAAACUGAUGAUCUCCAAUACAAGGAAGAGUGAUGCGGGAAUGUACACCUGUGUGGGCACCAACAUGGUGGGAGAAAGAGACAGUGACCCCGCAGAGCUAACUGUCUUCGAACGACCAACAUUUCUCAGGAGGCCAAUUAACCAGGUGGUGCUAGAGGAAGAAGCUGUAGAAUUUCGCUGUCAAGUGCAGGGAGAUCCUCAACCAACCGUGAGGUGGAAAAAGGAUGAUGCAGACUUGCCACGCGGAAGGUAUGACAUCAAAGAUGAUUACACACUGAGAAUUAAAAAGGCUAUGAGUACAGAUGAAGGUACCUACAUGUGUGUUGCUGAGAAUCGGGUGGGGAAAGUGGAAGCCUCCGCUACCCUCACUGUCCGAGCUCGCCCUGUUGCUCCGCCACAGUUUGUGGUUAGGCCCAGAGAUCAGAUUGUUGCUCAAGGUCGAACAGUGACAUUUCCUUGUGAAACAAAAGGAAACCCACAACCAGCUGUUUUCUGGCAGAAGGAAGGUAGUCAGAACCUACUUUUCCCAAAUCAACCCCAGCAGCCCAAUAGCCGAUGUUCUGUGUCACCAACUGGGGACCUCACGAUCACCAACAUUCAGCGGUCAGAUGCUGGCUACUACAUCUGCCAGGCCCUAACUGUGGCAGGAAGCAUUUUAGCAAAAGCUCAACUGGAGGUUACUGAUGUUCUGACAGAUAGACCUCCACCAAUAAUCUUACAAGGUCCAGUAAAUCAAACAUUAGCGGUAGAAGGUACAGCAUUACUGAAAUGUAAAGCCACUGGUGACCCUCUUCCUGUAAUUAGCUGGUUAAAGGAGGGAUUUACUUUUCUGGGUAGAGAUCCAAGAGCAACUAUCCAAGAGCAAGGAACCCUGCAGAUUAAGAAUUUACGGAUUUCUGAUACUGGCACUUACACUUGUGUGGCUACAAGUUCAAGUGGGGAGACGUCCUGGAGUGCAGUGCUGGAUGUGACAGAAUCUGGACCAGCAAUCAGUAAAAAUUAUGAUUUAAAUGACCUGCCAGGGCCACCAUCCAAACCACAGGUUACAGACGUUACUAAGAACAGUGUCACCCUCUCCUGGCAACCAGGUCCCCCUGGAACUCUUCCAGCAAGUGCAUAUAUCAUCGAGGCUUUCAGUCAAUCAGUGAGCAAUAGCUGGCAGACAGUGGCAAACCAUGUAAAGACCACCCUCUAUACUGUGAGAGGAUUGCGACCCAAUACAAUCUACCUGUUCAUGGUCAGAACAAUCAACCCUCAAGGGCUCAGUGACCCCAGCCCUAUGUCAGAUCCUGUGCGUACUCAAGAUAUCAGCCCACCAGCACAAGGGGUAGAUCACAGACAAGUGCAGAAAGAACUCGGAGACGUCCUUGUCCGUCUGCAUACUCCCGUUGUACUAACUCCCACCACCGUUCAGGUCACAUGGACGGUGGAUCGCCAGCCCCAGUUUAUUCAAGGCUACCGAGUCAUGUAUCGUCAGACUUCAGGACUGCAAGCUACAUCAUCGUGGCAGAAUUUGGACGCCAAAGUUCCCACGGAGCGAAGUGCGGUUUUAGCCAAUCUGAAAAAGGGGGUGACUUAUGAGAUUAAAGUUCGACCUUAUUUUAAUGAGUUCCAAGGAAUGGAUAGUGAAUCUAAAACGGUCCGUACUACUGAAGAAGCCCCAAGUGCCCCUCCACAAUCUGUCACUGUGCUGACAGUUGGAAGCCACAAUAGCACAAGUAUUAGUGUUUCCUGGGAUCCUCCUCCACCAGACCACCAAAAUGGAAUUAUCCAGGAAUACAAGAUCUGGUGUCUAGGAAAUGAAACUCGAUUCCAUAUCAAUAAGACUGUGGAUGCAGCCAUUCGAUCUGUAAUAAUUGGUGGAUUAUUCCCAGGUAUUCAAUACCGGGUAGAGGUUGCAGCUAGUACCAGUGCAGGGGUUGGAGUAAAAAGUGACCCGCAGCCAAUAAUAAUUGGGGGACGUAAUGAAGUUGUCAUUACUGAAAACAAUAACAGCAUAACUGAGCAAAUCACCGAUGUUGUGAAGCAACCAGCCUUUAUAGCUGGUAUUGGUGGGGCCUGUUGGGUAAUUCUGAUGGGUUUUAGCAUCUGGUUAUACUGGCGAAGGAAGAAGAGAAAGGGACUGAGUAAUUACGCAGUUACAUUUCAAAGAGGAGAUGGAGGACUCAUGAGCAAUGGAAGCCGUCCAGGUCUUCUAAAUGCUGGUGAUCCAAAUUAUCCCUGGCUUGCUGACUCCUGGCCAGCUACAAGUUUGCCAGUAAACAAUAGCAAUAGCGGCCCAAAUGAGAUUGGGAAUUUUGGGCGUGGAGACGUGCUGCCACCAGUUCCUGGCCAAGGGGAUAAAACAGCCACGAUGCUCUCAGAUGGAGCCAUUUAUAGUAGCAUUGAUUUCACCACUAAAACCACUUAUAACAGUUCCAGCCAAAUAACACAGGCUACCCCAUAUGCCACGACACAGAUCUUGCAUUCCAGUAGCAUCCACGAAUUGGCUGUUGAUCUGCCUGAUCCACAGUGGAAAAGCUCGGUUCAGCAAAAAACAGAUCUAAUGGGAUUUGGUUAUUCUCUACCUGAUCAGAACAAAGGUAACAAUGCCUUACUUUACAUCCCUGACUACCGAUUGGCUGAGGGAUUGUCUAAUAGAAUGCCACACAACCAGUCACAGGAUUUCAGCACCACCAGCUCUCACAACAGCUCAGAAAGGAGUGGCAGUCUAUCAGGUGGGAAAGGUGGCAAAAAGAAAAAAACUAAAAACUCUUCCAAACCACAGAAAAACAAUGGAUCGACCUGGGCCAGUGUUCCUCUGCCUCCUCCCCCAGUCCAGCCCCUUCCUGGUACAGAGCUGGAACACUAUGCAGUGGAAGAGCAGGAGAACGGCUAUGACAGUGAUAGCUGGUGCCCGCCAUUACCCGUGCAAACAUACUUACACCAAGGUAUAGAAGAUGAACUGGAAGAAGAUGAUGAUCGGGUCCCAACACCUCCUGUUCGAGGCGUGGCUUCUUCUCCUGCUAUCUCCUUUGGACAGCAAUCCACUGCCACUCUCACUCCCUCUCCACGGGAAGAGAUGCAGCCCAUGCUGCAGGCUCACCUGGACGAGCUGACAAGGGCUUAUCAGUUUGAUAUAGCGAAACAAGCAUGGCACAUUCAAAGCAAUAAUCAACCUCCACAGCCCCCUGUUCCACCAUUAGGUUACGUGUCCGGAGCCUUGAUUUCUGAUUUGGAAACAGAUGUUGCAGAUGAUGAUGCUGAUGAUGAAGAGGAAGCUUUAGAAAUUCCCAGGCCCCUGAGAGCACUAGACCAGACACCAGGAUCCAGUAUGGACAAUCUGGACAGCUCUGUGACAGGAAAAGCCUUUACCUCCUCUCAGAGACCUCGACCCACCAGCCCAUUUUCUACUGACAGUAAUACCAGUGCAGCCCUGAAUCAAAGUCAGAGGCCUAGGCCCACCAAAAAACACAAGGGAGGACGAAUGGACCAACAACCAGCAUUGCCUCAUCGAAGGGAAGGAAUGACAGAUGAUCUUCCACCACCACCAGAUCCCCCACCAGGUCAGGGUUUAAGGCAGCAAAUAGGCCCGAGCCAGCAUACUGGUAACGUGGAAAACUCAACAGAGAGAAAAGGAAGCUCUCUAGAGAAACAGCAUGCAUCCAGCUUAGAAGACACAAAGAGCUCCCUGGAGUGUCCAGCUAAAACCUCUCUAGAGUGGCAGCGACAAACCCAGGAAUGGAUAAACUCUACAGAACGCCAAGAAGACACACGGAAAGCCCCACACAAACAAAGUGUUGGACCAGAGGAGACCUUGGUGCCCUACAGCAAGCCCAGCUUCCCAUCCCCCGGAGGUCACAGCUCAUCAGGAACAUCAUCUUCUAAAGGAUCCACUGGACCCAGAAAAACCGAGGUGUUGAGAGGAGGCCACCAGCGCAAUGCCAGCGACCUUCUUGACAUAGGAUAUAUGGGCUCAAAUAGUCAAGGACAGUUUACAGGUGAAUUAUAGUAACUGAGAGGAGACCUUCAAAGCUGCUCUGAAGGACCACCAGGUCCGAACUCAUGGAAGUGAUGCCACUAAACAGUGCAAUGAACAAUUUCUUUUAUUUAUGUACUAUUAAAAGAACUGUAAAUGCAAUGUAAAGACACACAGCCACACAUAUCCCACAGAUAUCUUACUUAUGUUCUUCUCUUAAGUAUACCACCCAUCUUAACUCUUUCUUGUCAGGAGUAUAUAAAAAAAGAAAGAAAACAAAACUCAAAAACUCGCCCUCCAGGAAGAAAAGGAUUUUCCUCUGUAUAUAAUUUCUUUUGUGCAUUGCUAUGCAAGCUCACUCUUUUUAGCUCUGUUCAUAUUAUCGUCUGUUCUUAAUGGUCUGUUGUACUAUAUGUGAAUUAAUAGGCUGUGUUGCCAUAUAUUAACUUUUAAUUGUGUAACUUUUAUGUUUAAAUUUUGCACUGCAAUUUUAUUUGGUGAUAAGCACAAAUCUCUACUCCUCAUGACAUGAAGAAAGAUUGAAUGUGAAGGGAGUUUCUGUACUGUAAGCUAGUUGGAUGAUGCUGGUGUAACCCAUCAUGUUAGAUGGUUUGCGGUUGGGGUGUAGUAAUAGCAAGAUGCAAAGGAACAAUGGUACUGGCAAAGUCUUCUGCGAAUCAAGAAGUGAGUCAAUUUACAAAGCGUUUAUUGUUGACAAAAGUAGGGGUCGAAGGAAGGAAAUUUAAGUCUUUAGAUAAUAUGCAUUAAAAUAUGGAGGUAAUGAAGAUGAACUAAUCUUGCUUUUAAAAAAAGAUGUUCUUUUUAGAAUCAAUAUUACCUAUGGCUCUAAUUGACCCACCUGAGAAUUACGAGGAGCAAAAGGAAAUUAUGAUGUUUCACAAGAGCUGUAUUUAUACUACAGUUUUUAACUAGCAAUUUCUGAAUUAUCAUAAUUAAUCUUUCCAACUCAUUAAGUCAGAAUAUAACAUGAAGCUCCCCAAGGAAACAAACAAAAUGAACUCCAUAGUAUCUAGUAAAUAGUUAAAGAGGCUAUUUAUUAUUAGGCCAUACUCAGGCUGCUUCCAAAUAUGAACUCUAUUGCAAUAUCUUGUUUCAUCUUUAUAAUACAUGUACAGUACACAAUAGAGGUUAGACCUGCAUCACUUAAAUUCAUGACUUUUAUAAAAAUAAUGCAGUCUGCAUACAAUUUUGUGUUUCAUUUGGUUCAGAAGUGAAGUUAAUGCCACUAACUGUAUACCCAAAUUGUAAUUGCUUAAAAAGCAGUGUUGAGAGUAUGUUCAGUUCACAAGUAGAUUCAUCAGAAUAAAUACUUUUUGGUACAUUUCCAGAAAUUGGCUAUCAACUCAAAUCUGUUUGACCCAUUUUGAAUGAGCAAAUUGAAAAGGAAAAUUGAAAAGGAGAAAAAUGCAUGUUUAUUACACUUUUUAAAUAAAACCAAACCUUGUAAGUGGACAUUAAUAACAGUGUCCUGCCUCAUUUUUUUUUCACAACUUUGGGAACAAGAAGUUCCUGAACAUCAGUUAUAUAUAUUCUAAAUAUGUGACUUUGAGGUCUGUUAAGUUACUGUACAUGUAUAGUCAAUCAGUAAAGUAGAACAUUCCUGUAAUUCCCACCUGUGACAUUUUCUCAAUGCCACCUACACAUUCUUAAACUCUGCUUCUGCCUGUAUUUCUUAAUGCUUUUUCUAUAUAUUCAGUAGUUAGUAGAGUGAAAACUAGUCGGUCUAAUGAUCAGUAAAAAUUCUAAAGUAGGGGGCCCCUUGCAUGACAAUUCACACUCUGUGUGUUUCUGGCUCAAUAGAGCUAAAGGUGAUAUCAUUAAAAGUGCCACCAUUUUUAUUCUCCAAGACUGCAUCAACACAGGCAGCAGAGAUUGCAGAGUGCUUGAUGGGUCCCACCAUCUUCUUGGUGCCACAUUGUUUGUUUCUUCACUGAAGAGUUUUCUGACACACUUAUUAAACCCUCCUCCAAAUUUCUACCAUCAGUGCCUAAAUUUUAAUGCAGUUCGACUUUUCUCUGGGACAGAGACUGGGAAAGGUGAAAAGAUUCUGCAAAAAUGAUACCUGGUUAUUCACAAGUGUAAGGUGCAAUUUCAUUAUCUGUGCAGUUCCUUGCUUCACCUUCCUGCAUUUUUUUUUUUUUUUUUUUUUUUUUUUUUUUGUACCUGGGAUCAAACUCAUGACCCUGCACUUGCCAGGCAAGUGCUUGUGCUGCUGAGUUAUAUCCCUAGCCAUUCCUGCAUUUAAAAGCAAAUUUCUAAGUUUUUUAUUCAUUUGUUUUCCUCUUUUAUACCUCUCAGUAACAAAAUUAGGUUUAAAACUUUACUGUAACACAUAUAUUAUACAUUGCUAUUACCCUUAAUAACUGGCACUUGUAGAUGAUUACUAAGUCAAGACUUCAAAGUUAUAUAUUGUUUUUUUUAGCUGAUUUGUAGAAUAAUUCAGGGUAUAGCAUCAUACUUUUCUGAUAGUUUUCACUACACAAAAAAUUUAAAAGUAUAUCAAUACAGACCUUGUGGUUACUUGGAAUAUUCUUUUACAAUAAUCCAUAUUGUCUGUUAAAUCUUAUUUGAAAUAAAUUGAUCUGUCAAAUCUAGCAUCUAAUAUACAUAGUAUCCUCAUAUGGAGGUUAAUAUGCUAUAGCCAUAUGAAUUCAGGAACCAUAUCAAAAUCAAAGCUAUCAUCAAUUUGCUAUAUGUAAAAAGUUACUAUCAGUGAACUCAGAAUAUCAACAGAAGAUUACACACCUGUAUAACAGCCACCUUGGUUUUUCAUUGUGUUGUUGAUUAAGUGAAUGUGAUUUGAAAUUCUCUGAGCUCACUUCGCAGGUCUAAACAGAGGCCAGCAUACAAGAUAAGAGGGAAAUGGGUGGAAGAGAAUGUGAUCUUGCACUGCUGCGCAAUGAUGCUAUGCAGUCAUGCCUGACACAUGCAUUCAUAACAGGCAGAGUCUACUUCUCAAUGCUCAAACUCAGGUAUGCUGGUGUAUGCAAUAGAGACAGCUUGUCCUCCUCCAAAUCUUUGCCAUGCCAUUUUAAAAAUAGGAUUAUGCAGGGGCAUGCAAACAAGUUUCCUUCACAGGAUUUGAAUCCAGUGUAAGAAAGAAUAUAGGAAAGUCAAGAUCAACAUGUAAGGUAUCACACAACCAAAGGGAAAAAGAAAUAUGGCAAGUUUAUUUGCUUCGAAUAACAAAACAAAGUUCAUGGUGUUCUGUGUCAUAGUUGAAAGCUCUGGGUAUUUAAAUAUAUUUUCAAUGGGAUUAGUUCAAAAUUUGUAUGUACUUUGGUGGAACACCUCCCAAUUUCUCUUCAAUAUAUUUAUGUAAUUGUCCCUUGACAAUAAGACAAUAACAAUGCCAAUGAGCUCCAAACUGUGGAUUAUCUCCACUGGAAAGUGAUUGUGUGUCAGUAUUAAAGAUAUGCAGAACCAUAACAUUCACUAAUAUUAGUUUCCCCAUUUGCUUCUGUAUGUUGUUUAUAGAAUUACAUGACAAGCAUUGGUGUAAAUCAACAUGUUUUCCACAUUAUCUUAGAGGUGAAGUUAUGUUUAUUUUGCUUCUUUAUAAUGUGUAUGUCAAAUGAAACACCAUUCAUUUUUAAGGGACAUACUAAUUUUCUUUAAUUUCAUGAUUUCAAAAGCAUUUAUUGUGACUUUAAAAGUGUUGCAAGAUAAGGGAUUUUGUGGCCGUGGUAGAUUUUUUAUACUUUGUUUUAUAGUAGAUUCUUUUUUUUAAACUGUAGUUUGUUUAAGUCACCAAACAGCGUCUAAAAUCUUACUGUGUUUCAUUUGAUGUUGUUCGAUUGGCAAAGAAAUUGGCAUAAAAAUUGGUUAAUAGUAUUGUCAAAGAAUUGUGUAUUGUGUAAUCACUGGGAAAAAUAAAAUAUAUUCACAUUUCAAA